AUGAAGCGAUCUGUGCACGGUACCUGGCUGCCCUUGGGUUUGAGGAAUCUUCUGCUGCUUGCAGCUGUCUGCUGCACAGAUUCUUUCAUUCUGAACUCGCCAAAACCAUGCUACACCCGAAAUCCUGGCAGAUCGGCAUGGACUUGUUCACUUGGAGGCAGAGAAAGGCCGAUGCAGACUGCGCUCUACCAUUUCAUAAGGCAGGGAGCUCCAACGAGGACUACCUGUCUUUUGAAAACCAACCAUGUGGAUGAGAGCGGAUAUGGAGAUGGUGUGCCUCUGCAGAAAAAGGUUGUACUCAAACUUGUGCUCUUGUGGAAAUGGAUGGCGCAGCGCAUCAAACUCUUAGUUUUAUCAUUUCUGACCAUUUUCCUUUCUCUCUCAAUCCAACUGAACGCAGCGCAAGCGGCGUCAAUCUGCAUACCUGUUCCCACAUUUAACGGCAUUGGACAUGUUUGCAUCGAAUCUGGCCCAAAUAAGCCCGAAAAGCAGACCCCAGAGUAUGUCAAUCCCCAGCAAACCCCCGCCAACGGCGAAGGAAACAUUCUGAGCCGAGCAGGGUUUCGGCCACAGACGAUGUUCCAGGAAUCCUGGGCAAGGAUCCAAGCAAGUGCAAGAUGGAAGUUGAUAAUGAUGGAAGAGGCGGAUGCUCUAUAUCAAAGUUCACAGCAGAUGGAUGAGAGGAGCCAAAUCGUUGCUGGCAUGAUAGAUCCUGUUGUCACUGGCUCUUUCGUCUUUUUCGGGGACGAUGCAGUUCGACUGAUCCAGACGUGCCAGACUAUUGCUCGUAAGGCUGCUGAAGAAAUUUUUCCAAUCGAUUUUGAUGAGAAUGGGGUUAUAGAGAAGGAAAGUCUGCCCGAGAAUCAAGUGUUGGCGGCAGCAGUCCGGUACUCCUCCAUGGUUUUCUUAAACGCUACUCGGCAGGACGUCGUAGUCCAUCGAGUCGUCGCCGACGAGUUCAAAGCGUCGGAGGUGGAGAAGGCGUUUGAGGCCUGGGAGAACACCUUAAUGGAGGAGGAGUUCCGUGGCGUCCCAGUCGAUGAGUACCCCCACAAGCCAGGGGAGUUCCAAGUGGGGUCAUGGGAUGAGAAGCCGAAACCUGCCAUCACGGGAAUCGCACUCGAGAAGCGCGCAGAAGCCAUCGAACUUGUUGAAGAUGGUGCGGGAGACUGGAAGGAGAUCUUGUGGAUGAACCCCCGACGGAAGGCUCCUGUGGAGUACGCCAUGAUACCUCCGUCGACGAGGAGCAUCGAGGAGCAAGAAUUCAUCGAAGAUCGUCGAGCAGCAAACCAAGAUCGAGUUCACAAGAUUCUCUUUAACAAGACAGGAGGAUACCUGAAAAGACUGCAGGAAGUUCGCAAGAGGAGGGAGCUUCCCCUUGCCACAGCUGAGGAGUGGAAGGAGGCGAACAAGACAGGAGGGAUGAUGGAUGAUGAUGAUGAUCGAUUCAUCGAUAUCAGGAAGGCGGAUUUCAACAAGCUCUAUACGGAGGAGUACGGUGAUGACUGGAAGAAAGACUUUCCAGAAGAUUUCAAGGCAGUCAAGGAGGAGAAUUUGAGGCUCAUCCAGGAGCUGAAGGAGUGGUAUCACAAGGAGAGGGGAAGAAAUUUCAACACUCCGGCCGACGUUCUCAAGCUGUCCGGUCUCCAACUUCAGAACGUAUCGUCAGGGAUAAACUUGGGGAAAGACUUUGACUGGAACGUGGUGAAUUCAGCCGAUGAUAUGGUGAAGAUCUUGAGAGAAAAUGCUGAUGAAGAGACUGCAGGGGAGGCGAUGACAAAUGACUUGAAGAACUCAACGGUGCAAAGGAAACAAGACGCAGGCAUGGCUCAAGACAGCAACAGAAUUCCAGUAGAAGUAGAAUGGGUGUUGGAUGGGAUCGAUGAAUCAAUUCGCAAGGAGUUGGAAGAGUUGGAAUGCACGUCAAUGUUCGCAACUGAGCUCUACAGAAUUAUGCAGGAAGCCAAGAACGUUCUGAUUGCCAUGUCAAACCCUGAAUCACUCUUAAUCGAUGGCUUGCAGUUCGCAGCUCCCGAUGAGAAGGCUCCCUCCAUUGGACAAAUCAUAAGCUCACUUUCAGAAUCCGACAAGGUGUCGACAGGGAAUUUCCCUUCAAUGAUUAUGGAACCAGAGAGUCAAAACUUCACGUGGCAGACUUCAAACGAUUCGUCUCUGCUCGCCCUCGCAAAUGCGUCGAAGACGCUUGAGGAGUACGAAGCUGAAGUAGCAGCUCAGCAGUCAUCUGAAAAUUUCUCGCUCCCAGUGGACAUGACUCUCAAAGAUGUCGUCAGAGAUGUGGGCAACGAACUCAUUCAGUCUUGCGUGCUCAACUUUCGGUGGAGGAGCAACGACCGAGAAAAGUCGGAAAAACUCGAAGAGGCCUUGAAGAGGACGGUGCAGUCAAAAUCCUUCAGCAGGAUUGUUUCCAAAGGCGUCUUAGGGAGAGAUGAAGUUGUAGAGAUGGGAGAAGAAGUGCCGCAGAACGACUCGAACAAGGAGGAACGACAUCGCAGGGCAGACAGCUUAAUCUCCUUGAUCGGGGAGAGCGAAGAGCUAGAGAAGCAGCUGGAUGAUUACGUCAUCUUCGACCUCAAUGCUCUCGGGAUAAACAUCUCGCAAGGGGAGACUUCCAACCUGACCCUGUCGAACCAGACUUUACAGCAGGUCACGGCUUGCAAGCUGAUGCUGCCCAGGUGGCAGUGGACUGUCCUGAAGAGAAACAAGGAGCUGCAGGAGCGAAUCUCUCUCAGAUUCUUUGAUAAGUUGUGCGUGUACAUGACUGACUUGCAAGACAACAACAAGGACCCGGCGGAAACUCUGAGCAACGACAUGCAGGCGAUGCUCGACGAGGUCAUGGACAAGCUGGAAGAGUUUGUAGAGCCAGAUCAGGACAGUGCGGAGCAGGUGCAGACUGAACUGGUCAUAGAAGAAGCACAGAGCCUUCAGAGCUCGAAGGAGCAGGAGGAGAAAGAGAGAAAGUUCGCCAUUGCGAACCGAGCGGCCUUCGGCUUCCCUGAGCCUCAUUGCGUGGCGACACUGAUGGUCAACCUCUGCCUCCCCAAAUCUGACUCCGCCAAAAAGCUCAUCGCCUCCGCUCGGACUGCCAUGGAGGCAGAGAGUCUGCCGGCGUUUGCCGCUCUCAUGGAGAACUUGACGUACUCAGGAUGCGUUCCGAAGAAUCUCGUGGGAUUCGAGCUGCUCUGGACGACAGAAGCACAGCGAGGAUUCGAGAUCGAAGAUGCGAGGAUGAGGGAGGCGAAGCAAAAGGAGCUGGAAGAGAAGCAGCGGCAGGCGGAGCAGAGGAAGGAGGAGGAGAGGAAGUACCAGAGCCGACUGGAGCUGGAGAAGAUGCAGGCGCGGGACCUCUUGAUGCCCCCGGAGUAA
This is a messenger RNA of Guillardia theta CCMP2712, 3384 nucleotides long. RefSeq lists its product as hypothetical. Bases 1 to 3384 code for a protein of 1127 amino acids. The transcript is spliced from 9 exons. Lineage: Eukaryota; Cryptophyceae; Pyrenomonadales; Geminigeraceae. The record is from RefSeq and is a predicted model, not a curated record.